Molecule: messenger RNA, 1595 nt
Organism: Lytechinus variegatus (green sea urchin)
Lineage: Eukaryota; Metazoa; Echinodermata; Echinoidea; Temnopleuroida; Toxopneustidae
Product: glycine-rich RNA-binding protein 1-like
Exons: 7
Coding region: 97-924 (275 amino acids)
Cellular component (GO): cytosol
Molecular function (GO): zinc ion binding; mRNA binding
Source: RefSeq, a predicted model, not a curated record
UGCCGCGAGCUGAGCUAGUUUGGCGUGUGCGCAUGUGUCUGUUCCUACUUUGUUAAUCUCGGAGAAAGAAGAUUGUGAGGGAUAGAUAUUUCAGCCAUGGCGAAGAAGCUGUUUGUGGGUAAUGUGCCACAAGGAGUUACAAACGACGACCUGAGAGAGCUUUUCCAAACAGUAGGAAAAGUAGUAGAAUGUGAUGUUCUCAAGAAUUAUGGAUUUGUGCACAUGGCAACAGAAACAGAAUGCCAAGAGGCGGUCACUCAGCUAGACAAGACUGAUUUCCUGGGGAACGUUAUCCAGGUUCAAAUGUCCACAUCCACCGUGCACAAAACGACUGGUGUGGGCAACAAUGGAGAAUGCUUCUCGUGCGGUAAAAUGGGGCACUUCUCUCGCGACUGCCGUGAAAACGGGAGGGGAAGCAGAGGUGGCGGCCGAGGAGGUGGCGGCCGUGGAGGCGGCGGCGGAAGAGGAGGUCGAGGUGGACGGGGAGGUGGUGGUCGAGGUGGUGGCCGUGAUGGAGGCGGUCGAGGAGGAGGAGGUUUCAGAGGUGGUCGAGGAGGAGGUCGAGACCAUCCUGGAGACUACAAAGACAGGGAAUACGGAGAUUAUGGUUCUCGUAGACCGCCACCACCUGACCCGUACUACGAUCGCUACUACGAGGACUACUACAGGCGUCCACCUCCAUACCCUUACCAUGACUACUCCCGUGACCCGUACUCCCGCGAUCCUUACAGACCAAGGAGCAGGAGCCCGCCACCAGGAAGGCGACCCUUGACCCCACCAAGGUACAGGAGACGUGAUUCUCCACCUCCACCUCCUAGGGACUACUAUGACUACCCUCCAGCUGAUAGAUAUGGGGAGUCCAGGAGUCACUACCCACCACCAAGGGCCCGUUACAGUCCUCCGCGUCAGACGUCGGCAUUCUAAAAAGCAAGAAAAAACCGCGCCCGAGUUACCGGAUAUAUCCCCAUCUAGGCGCACCACGCUGAUCCCGUAUCACAGUAUCCGGACCUUCCCAAGCACCGUUCCGCAGUUAUGCUAUUGAUACUCGCGGUUUCAGAGAUUCUAUCCGUUCUCAGUAUCAAAGAUCAGAACAUCUAGAAAUGUAAAUAGUAUCAUGGACAGAAUUACGAUACUGAGAGUUGAUUAGCUCUUCGGAUGUAGUAGUCGUUUGUGUGUGCGUACAAAUGUUGACCCGUAGAUCAUGUAAAUAGCUGUAUUUCUUUUUAUAACCAAACUGUUUCCUGGUCGUAAAAUUGAUGUUUAAAGAAAAUUUACGAAACUGAAUUUUUGUUUGCAACUUCCAAGUAUCUUGUUAGGCGUUUAAUCUCUGACCACUGUUUGUAGUAUUGAGCCAGUGAAUCGAUAACUUUGAACAUACCCAGCGUUGAAAAACAAUUUGUUACUCGUGACCGCUAAGUGUUCACUGGCGAUUAUUUGCUCUUAUCGGAUACCGCGUUGUCCGUUCACAAGAAACUGUCAAAUUUAAUGUACAACUUCGGUGAUGAUUCUUUUUAUACUGUAUCAACAAAAUGGAUGCUUUUAGCAUGUUUUAGCAAUUGUUGUAUUUCUGUCAAUAAAAUUCUGUAAAAACAACA